AUGGCCAUCGAACUUUUUAAAAACUAUGGACCUAAAGCAUCAAUUAAUCACCUGUUCAAACCAAGCCACACAAAACCAAAUACAGAUGAGCAAUCCCCAAAGCCUCUGCCCUUCCCUCACUUUAUCAACCCUAAAGAGAAAAGAUCGCUGGGGGGCCGCCCCCACGCCGCGCCCCGCCCCGCCGCCCCCAGCCCGGCCGCGGAGAUUACCUUCCGGCGGCGAGCGCGCGAGGCGGCCGGCCGCGCGGCCCCCACACCGCCGCUUUCUCGGGUCUGGAUUCCGCCGGGCGGGAGCUACUGGGCACUACGUUCUGCUCUGGGCUCAAAACAGGCGAGCGUAACCGGGUCGGGGCUGCGAUGGGGGCACCCUGGAGGGCCAGGACCGCUGGGCCAGCCGCGCACUGAGGUACCGCAGAGGCGAUGCUGCCCAGGUGUCACCGGCUGCGAAGCUCAGGACUUGCCUCUGGCAGGAGACUUGGUUCAGAGAAGCUGCCUGAGCGUCUUUGUCGAUGCCUUCCAUCAAAGCACCCCCAAGAAACCCAAGGAACUAAGGUGUCCACCAAGAGAACCAACCUUUUGCUUCCAGUUUCGAAAACCCACGGUGCGGUACCAGCCCGAGGCCGGUCCCCGCCACCCGCUGGCCCGCUGGCCCGCUGGCCCGCCCGCCCGCCGGCCCAGCCCGCCCGGAGGCACUUACACUGCACAGGGCCGGAGAGUCCCACCAUCCGCCGCGGGCUCCCAGCUGCAAAUAAAACUUCCUGCGGUCGGUGGCGGCCCGCGGGGCCAAAGGACCAAGGCGCGGCGUCGCUUCCCUCGCGGGGCCAGAGUGUCCGCGGCCACUCGCCCACGCGCGCUCCCCCGGAGGCCGCCUGGUCUUUGCCGAGCACCGGCGGCCGCCGCGCACAGCGAGCUGCGGGGCGAAGAGCCCGGGGUGGCGGACGCCAGCCAGACGCAGCCUGCGACGCGGAGCCCGGCGCGCGCCGAGCUCAGCUCCCCUCCUCCCGCCUCGCUCCCUCCCUCCCUCCGCUCCUCUGUUGUUGCUGCUGUGGCAGACAAAUGUGAUGUGGGGCGCAGGGGAUUGCCACUGUCACAGGCGGCGUCUGCGUCCGCUUCGCCCGCCCUCGCUCGCUCUCGAGGAAGGCGACUGCAUUUAUCUGCAGGGCGUCCGGGCGUCCGCCGGGGAGCAGGAGCGCCGCGCGCAGCGCACAGCGCCCACAGCGCCCACAGCGCCCGCACCAGGCCGGCUGCGGCGCGCACCCGCACCCGGGGGGCGCCGCGACCGCUCGGGAGGGAGGCGGCGGCGCGGCCGCGACCAGUUUGCACAAAGGCCCACAGCAUUUUUGUAUUCAUACAAUCCCCAGAAUGCUACACAGAACCCUGCAAGUAUGACCAGAGAAAAGUAUGUCCAUGCAUGAGUAUGUCUCUGAACUCCCCACCUGCUGCCCAGGCACCUGCAAUUGAGAACUGACAGGAACAACGUAAACGCUCACAGAGCUGGUUAUCUAAACAGCACUGGCAAGUUAGAAACAAGACAUGGAGACUCUUCAACUGUUGAACCCCAUGGGGGAUGGCUGCAGAAUGGUUAGAUCAUUUGUGAUAACUAUCCCUGGACUAAGACAUUAUUUGCCUAGUAUGUGACUAGAGACAUCUUCCAUAUACAACGUGUAAUCAAGCAAAAGCAUUAUAUAUUGAUGAUUCCAAGGUCUGAAAUUUAUUACAACUUCCUUCUACAAGAUCACCAGACACUCCGAAUCUCCAGUCCUUGAAGGGGUAAAACGAGCAUCCUCAGCCAGAGAUGAUGUUCCCUGUACUAUGUAAGAGAGAACUCAGCCUCUGCUGGCCUCAGCUAGCCUACUUACAAAAGCAGUUUACUUCACCCUAUUGAUGUUAUGACAAUUGUGCCACCAGACACUGGCUUCCUAGAAAGAUACAGUGACUUUAAAACCAGUGACAGCUGAAGAAUAAAUAGAAGGGGGACAUUUAUAUUCUUUUCAUGAAUGCAAUUAUGUAGGUAUUUUCAUUUUUAAGCAUUCUAUUUGGUUCUCAGAGAGACAGGAAUAUUGAGAGGAAGGCUAUGCUAUGUUAUUUUUUGUCAUUUGUUUCUCAGUCCUUUGAACAGGCCCUUGCAAUUGAAAACAAAAUAAGUUCAUGUGAUAUGACAAGGGUGUACCAUGCUCUCUCUUUUCAUCUGUGAUUGGAUAUAUAUUUUUGUGCUACAAACCACCAUUUUUUUCACCUUGUUGUGUGCCAUAAUGGUAAAUAAUUUAUGUCUGGUCUACCAAAAUGCUGCUUAUUUAGCUCAAAAAAGAGUGCUGUAUCCAGGGCUCUUAAUCACCAUUGUUGCUGCCUUCUGUUGGAUCUAUGCUGUUCUACCUCUUGCUACCAUUUCUAAUACUGGAGGAGGAUUUAUAUUUUUUCUGAACAAUAGAUUUUAAUUAAGAAGAUUUAUUAAAGACAGUUUUCAUUCCUCUGAUUACAUUUCCAGCUCCAGAGACAUCUGCAUUUCAAAAAUGCACCACAUAUUUUCAUAAAUAUUCCAUAAUUCCCCCAGAGCUUUGUGGUAUUCCAAUUUCCCCCAACCUCUUAACAUCCUUGCAUUCACUGAGUCUCAUCUACGUGUACCCUUCAGAAUUAGACAUUUCUUCGCACAGGUAUAAAAUGAGACCAUGUUAGAAAGAUGAUUCAAAGCAUCCCUGUUCUUUAUGCAUCAAGAUUCCUGAGAAGAACAAAGACAGAUUAAGCUCACUAACAGACGCCUAAAAAAGAUCUAGCUAUCUUACAGGCAUACUUAGGGCAGCAGGGUAAACAGCUGGGCAGGGUUUGCUUUGAAGUUUAAAUCAUUGUUAUUUUAAUAGAGUCGAAAAUUCAUUUAGAUAGUGGCAUCUGAUAGGUACCCAAUUAAAGCCCCCUUUUGUCUGUUAAUAUAGUUUCAGAUUUUUAGUUUCAGAAACACAGUUUUGCCAGAGAAUUCUUUAAAAAUAGCAGCAUUUUUUUUUUAGAAAGAUGGAUGCCAUGAGCGACAGACAAUUGUUGAUUGUAGCUUUUAUGCAUUUUAUAUAAAAGUAUGAGCCAGUGUAUUAAAUUGUUCAAGGCUCAAAGAAUAAUGAUAAAGCCAAGUGUGUCACCAGGUAUGCCUACCAUAUGUAUAUGGGGUUCUCUGUAAUAAAUUACCUCUGGUCCCCGUUCCCUCGCUCGGUAGGUAUUGGAGCAUCUGACCACAUUUCCCAUUCAGAUUCUACUGUAUUGCCCACAGGAAAACUCUUAGUCCCUUUUGUUUUGCUUUUGUUUUUGUUUUGAGACGGGUUCUUGAACUUGAGGCAAUCCUCCUAUGUCAGCCUACUGAGUACUAAUCCUAUGGGGUGUGCAUGUUGGUUAAGUAUUCCUACUGGACAAAUAUGAAGAAGCAUUCAUAUUCCAUUCACUCUGGUGAUCACUCAAGUUUUUCUUGCCUAAAUUAUGUCGGCCUCCAGCAAUCCUCAACCUCACUCCACUCAAAUUCACUCAAAUCCUCACGCCUUGCUGAAAGGAUGGCAUUGUCUGCCAAAGGGAUGAGUGCUGCCUCUUACCAAACUGCAUGUUAUGUGCUAGUCUCUAUUCUAAGCAGUACUUCCUAAAUGUUAUCCCGUUCAUUCUGAAAACCAGUGGUGGGAGAGGAGCUAUUCUGCCCUAGGGAGCUGAACCCAGGUUUGGCUUAAUUAGUGUAACCCUGCCCCUCCAGAAGGAACCACACAAAUGUCUGGAUGCUGGGGAGAUAAACAACAAUGAAAAUCAUGUUUCUCUUUUCUCAAACACCUCAAGGUAAAUUGAAAGGCAGAAAAACUUGAAGGUGCCUCUCUCCAAGCUCAAGCAACUAAGGUCUAAUUCUAAGACAAGUGCUCUUGGAAUCAAAUGGCAAAGAACCAUGAGUUGAAACCUAAAUCUAACUGCACUCUGUGGGGUCAGAAAACUUAGCACCUAGAGACACAGAAUCUGCCGGAACUUGGAAGGGAGCUGUCAAGAAACAGGCAAACCAUGCUCAAAGUGUUUGUUGCCAUCUGUAGUGCCUAGGUGACCUCGCUGGAUCUCCACCCACCCUAAUCUGUUCUGGGGAUGCCUACACGCUGAAGGUUCCUCUUCCGGUAAGAAACACUGGUUGGAUCAAAGAUGGCUGCCAGAGUGACUGCCAGACAGUCUGUUAUACUCUACUUCCCUGCUGAGUGGAAGUGCUUUUCUUCCAGGGCAUUAUAGUGGACAAUUACUGUAGAACUUCUUCAAGGGGCCAUGAAAGAAGCAGAAAAGAAGAUGUACCUAAACUCCUCAAAAAUCCCCACCUAGUCCCAGAAAAGCUACUCUCUUCCCCCCGAUUUUGGGAACCACACAAUUCCCAAGAGUUGAGAAGUUGGUUUGUGAGUUUUCCCUGACAAUAAUGCAAUAAUACAAUUCCCCUUCACAGCUC
Molecule: messenger RNA, 4434 nt
Organism: Peromyscus californicus insignis
Lineage: Eukaryota; Metazoa; Chordata; Mammalia; Rodentia; Cricetidae
Product: translation initiation factor IF-2-like
Exons: 7
Coding region: 1-1467 (488 amino acids)
Source: RefSeq, a predicted model, not a curated record